Sciurus carolinensis (gray squirrel) is the source of this 4636-nucleotide messenger RNA. RefSeq names its product dual specificity phosphatase 8 (gene Dusp8). Gene Ontology annotation, molecular function: protein tyrosine/threonine phosphatase activity; MAP kinase tyrosine/serine/threonine phosphatase activity. The coding region runs from base 427 to 2310 and encodes 627 amino acids. Lineage: Eukaryota; Metazoa; Chordata; Mammalia; Rodentia; Sciuridae. The record is from RefSeq and is a predicted model, not a curated record. Gene Ontology annotation, cellular component: cytoplasm. The transcript is spliced from 7 exons. Gene Ontology annotation, biological process: negative regulation of MAPK cascade; protein dephosphorylation.
CUCCCGAGGCUGCUGAGCCGGCUCCGCGGCCCCCGCCCCACCCGGACGCCGGAGCCCGAGCCGAAGCCGAGCUGAGCCGGAGCCGCCGGCCGCGCCCGCGGAGCCGCGGGCUGGGAUGCGCGCCGCGAGCGCGCGUGCCCGCCCGCAGUGCGCGCUCCCCGGCCCGAGCGAGCGCUCCCCGCGGCGGCGGCGGCGGCGGCGGCGAGGGCGACGGCGACGCGGCCCGUGCGCCCCCCCGGCCCCUGCCCCGGCUGCGUGGCCCCCCGGCGGGCCCAUGGGCCGCGCAGCGGAGCGAGCGCCCUGAGUGCGGCGCGGGUCCCCGGUGCGUCCCGGCGGCGAGCGAGAACCAGGUCUGGCACCAUGCGCUAGGACGGUCUGCACCCUCCUCGCUUCAGGGUCACCCUCCCGACCGCACGCUGCCCCACCAUGGCUGGGGACCGGCUCCCAAGAAAGGUGAUGGAUGCCAAGAAGCUGGCCAGCCUGCUGCGGGGUGGGCCCGGGGGUCCUCUGGUCAUUGACAGCCGCUCCUUCGUGGAGUACAACAGCUGGCACGUGCUGAGCUCUGUCAACAUCUGCUGCUCCAAGCUGGUGAAGCGGCGGCUGCAGCAAGGCAAAGUGACCAUCGCCGAGCUCAUCCAGCCUGCCGCGCGCGUUCAGGUGGAGGCCACAGAACCGCAGGACGUGGUGGUCUAUGACCAGAGCACACGGGACGCCAGUGUGCUGGCAGCAGACAGUUUCCUGUCCAUCCUGCUCAGCAAGCUAGACGGCUGCUUCGACAGUGUGGCCAUCCUCACAGGCGGCUUUGCCACCUUCUCCUCCUGCUUCCCUGGCCUCUGCGAGGGCAAGCCGGCUGCUCUGCUGCCCAUGAGCCUCUCCCAGCCCUGCCUGCCUGUACCCAGUGUGGGCCUGACACGCAUCCUGCCUCACCUCUACCUGGGCUCUCAGAAAGAUGUCCUGAACAAGGAUCUGAUGACCCAAAACGGAAUAAGCUAUGUCCUCAACGCCAGCAACUCCUGCCCCAAGCCGGACUUCAUCUGCGAGAGCCACUUCAUGCGCAUUCCCAUCAAUGACAACUACUGCGAGAAGCUGCUGCCCUGGCUGGACAAGUCCAUCGAGUUCAUCGAUAAAGCCAAGCUGUCCAGCUGCCAAGUCAUUGUCCACUGUCUGGCUGGCAUCUCCCGCUCUGCCACCAUCGCCAUCGCCUACAUCAUGAAGACCAUGGGCAUGUCCUCUGAUGAUGCCUACAGAUUUGUAAAGGACCGGCGCCCGUCCAUCUCGCCCAACUUCAACUUCCUGGGCCAGCUGCUGGAGUAUGAGCGGAGCCUGAAGCUACUGGCUGCCCUGCAGGGUGAUGUGCCCCACCCCGGGACCCCUGAACCCCUCCCAGGCCCCGCCGCAGGGGUCCCUCUACCCCGGCUGCCUCCACCUACCUCAGAGAGCGCUGCCACCGGGAAGGCAGCCACCGCUGCAGCCAGGGAGAGCAGCCCAAGCCCUGGCGGGGAGGCCCCGGUGCCCACGGCUCCGGCUACCAGUGCACUGCAGCAAGGCCUCCACGGUCUGCACCUCUCCUCGGACCGCCUGCAAGACACCAACCGCCUCAAGCGCUCCUUCUCACUGGACAUCAAGUCGGCCUAUGCCCCCAGCCGGCGGCCAGAGUGCCCAGGCCCGCCUGACCCUGGCGAGGCCCCUAAGCUCUGUAAGCUGGACAGCCCAUCUGGGGGUACGCUGGGCCUCCCCUCGCCCAGCCCGGACAGCCCGGAUGCAGCACCAGAGACGCGUCUACGUCCCCGUCGGCGGCCCCGGCCUCCCGCCGGCUCUCCUGCACGCUCUCCGGCGCAUGGUCUCGGCCUGAACUUCGGUGACACCGCCCGGCAAACUCCGCGGCACGGCCUCUCAGCCCUGUCGGUCCCUGGGCUGCCUGGACCAGGCCAGCCGGCUGGCGCCGGAACCUGGGCGCCUCCCCUGGAUUCCCCUGGCACCCCGUCCCCAGACGGGCCCUGGUGCUUCAGCCCCGAGGGCGCGCAGGGGGUCAGUGGCACGCGGUUUGCAGCCUUCAGCAGGGCAGGCGUGGCAGGCGUACCAGGCCCAGGCAGCGACCUGCGGCGGCGGGAGGCGGCACGGGCCGAGCCCCGGGAAGCGCGGACCGGCUGGCCCGAUGAGCCAGCCCCCGACACACAAUUCAAGCGGCGCAGCUGCCAGAUGGAGUUCGAGGAGGGUAUGGUGGAGGGGCGUGCGCGGGGCGAGGACCUGCCCGGUCUGGGCAAGCAGGCCAGCUUCUCCGGCAGCGUGGAGGUCAUCGAGGUGUCUUGACCCCUCUGGGGGUCCCGCGUGCCUCUGCUGUCCUCAGCACUCCCCGCUCGGCCGCCAGCAGCCGGGCCCAGUAUAAAUAUAUAUUAUAUAUAAUGCAAAGAAAGGUAAAUGGUUUUACUGCGAUUUUUAUCGAGAAGUAAAUAUUUCGAUUUUUUUAUUUAUUUAAGCUGUUCAUUCUGGCAAUGAUUUGGCAACAGUGCAGGGCGGGCCUCGAGCUCUAUUUUUACUGACUGGUAUUUAAACUGAAACACACGUUUCUAAGCAAUACGAGGCCACCUUCAGUUGCAAGCUGGGGUGCCAGGCUGGGGCCCCUCCCCGCCCCCUCCCCAGGAAACACUGCUGACCUUGCAAAGAGGCUGCCAGCUGUCAUGCACUUUUUAUGUAAGAAAAAGGGGAAAAAGAAAAAAAAAACUUUGCCACAAACUGAGCCGCAGAACCUCCCUUUCCUCCCCCACCCCGCCUUUCUCCCUAUCUCCCUUCUCUUCUCCCUUCUUGGGCUCUGCACCAAAGCCAUAGGUGGGGGAGGGCCCCGGGAGCUGGUGCCGCCCAGUUCAAGGUGCCAAGUCUUGGCUUGAGGGGCACCUUGCUGCUCACCUCGCCCAUGGCUGUUCCCUGGCAGGUGUUCAUGAGCACUGGGCCAGAGGGGCUAGGGUUCUCAGAGGGGCUUAGCAAAGGGGACUCCAGAGAGUCAGGUAAGGGAGCCCCCAGGGCAGAGAUGGGCUGGAAACAGCCUGCCAGGCCUGCCUGAGGCCUCAUCCUCAGAAUGGCCUCCAUUCAGAGGAGGCUGCUCCCAUCUCUUCUCCUUUGGGGGUGCCCCCUAAAGCUCCUGCCCACGGGGAAAGCACAGCGGAGACUGAUGUCAGGCAGGAGGAGCCAGGUAGCCAGUGUUGGCUCUGCUGGCCGAGCUGCGCUCUGGGCCAGGAGGGGGUGGGUGCAGGGUUGUGUUCUGGGCUCCUCCCCAACCCAGCCCAGCACCAGCCUCGCUUCACACAGGUCUUGGAAUUCAGGUGUACACACCUGCAGGCCUCCACAGACAGGCCUGCCCUGUGCGGGGCAUUCAGCACCUGCCAAACCCACCUGCUUCCAGGGCAUGCAGCCUUUAACUUUGGGAGAGCCAUCCCAAGGCAGAGGAAGGCCCUGGACAGGAGCAGAUGCUGAACAAGUUCCCCUUUUCUGCCCCUACCCCACAGGGGCCUCAGGAGAGAAACCCCCAGUAUGCCCCUUUCUAGGACACUCCCUUUAUCUUCAAGGUGACAUGCCAGCCCCAUCCCCAGGUGGCGUUUUGGCCCAGGAGGGUCAGCUUCGGGUGAGGGCAAGAGAGAAACCCCAGUCACUGCCCCAUAGCCUCUUGGGCUUUCCGGGUAGGAUACAGGUCCUUGCCCCUCAGAUGGCCUAGAGUCUAGGAUUCGGCUGUCACCUUGGGAGAGGCCAGGGGCUUGGCCAGAGGGAGACUCAGGCAGGACUGGCUCCUGCAGCAGGCCUGGGGUGCUGCAGUCUGCCGCCCCCCCCUUCAGCUGCGUCUUUCUGUUAGUUCUUUUGACCUACAACCUGUGUUCCUGUUGUCCCUCCUUUCAGCACAAGUCCUGUUCCUGCCCUCUGUCCCACCUACCCUGUCCCCCCAAAAAUAAGCUAUCAUUGUAUUUGCAAUCUACGGAUUAGAGGUUUAAGUAUUUAUUAUUAUUGGUUAAUUAUUAUUAUUAUUAUUAAUAAUUAUGUAAAUUUGCCUCCCAUCUGUCGUGUUGGGUUUCUGAGGUGAACCUGGGUGUGGAGGAUGCACUGGCUCCCCCCUCCUCACCCACCCCUCUGCUGUCCCGGAGACAGUGGUCUGGGGCCACUGGUUGGGCCCCUAAACUCUGGGGCAGGUCCCAAGGCCCCUUUCCUGCCCUCCCCAGUGUGGCUUCUGUCCUGAGUGUGGGGCUGGCAGUCUGUCUUUGCUCUCACUCUUGUGACACUGGUCUUGGCUGCCACUUCCUGUGUGCCAGGGAGACUGGGCACAAGCUCUUCCCUGGUUCCAUUCCACCUACUGUCCAAGGUAAGGAGGGGUCACCGAGUCCCGUCCAGGCCUCUUCCCCUCCCACCCGCCCACCUGGCACUGCCUGGCAUUGAGAAGGCCCAGAAUGGACCUGGCCCCUCCUAUUAUUUGCUGGAAAGUCCAGCGCAGGAGAAGUGGCCAGUCCCCCGCCCAAGGCUCCCGGUCCCUGAGGACUGGGAUGCCAGCCUGCUGCCCUUCAGACCCCUGCCCCCAUGGGCCGCACUUUCCUGUUCCCUCCUUUUGUAUUUGAAAACAAUGUGCUGUAAUAAAUCCUGAGACGGAUGUUUUCCCAGA